ACAACAACUGAGUUUCUCUUCCAUAACUUCAAAUUCGAAUUGUGCUCAUUAAGAAGGAGGACGAUAAAAAAUCAAAUUCAUAGGAAGUAUCGAUCGUUAUUUCUAAUUAAGCAACGUUGAUUUUUUCUGCCAUUCGUAAUACUGUUUAAACAAGAAAAAGGACGCGACAGGUUGGUUAUUAAAUUAUUCAUGGAAGAGACCGCACAACUAGUUGUCUUUCCAAUGAAGAGUGCAUUUGGUGUUCCUGAAACGCCAGAAUUCAGUGUUGGAUUGGAUGUACCAUUGAGCCAGUUGAAGAUCGAGCUUCUUAAAGAAGGUGUCUCCAUUAUUGUGUUAAGUGGUUUUGGAGGAUUAGGGAAAACCACCUUGGCUACAAAGCUCUGUUGGGAUGAACAAGUCAUGGGUAAAUUCAGGAAAAAUAUAUUUUUUGUCACCUUCUCAAAAACGCCCAAGUUGAAGAUUAUUGCAGAAAGACUAUUUGAACAUUUUGGAUUUCAAGUACCUAAGUUUCAAAGCAAUGAAGAUGCACUUAGUCAAUUGGGGCUUUUGCUAAGGAAAUUUGAAGGAAUUCCAAUGUUGUUGAUUUUGGAUGAUGUUUGGCCUGGCUCAGAAGCCCUUGUAGAGAAAUUUAAAUUCCAUUUAUCAGAUUACAAAAUUCUGGUGACUUCAAGGGUUGCAUUUCAUAGAUUUGGCAUCCAAUGUGUCUUAAAACCACUUGUUUAUGAAGAUGCGAUGACCCUUUUCCAUCACUAUGCUUUGCUGGAUUGCAACAGUUUAAAUACUCCUGACGAAGAUGUAGUCCAAAAGGUUGUGAAAAGUUGCAAGGGUUUACCGCUUGCCAUUAAAGUGAUUGGUAGGUCACUUAGUCAUCAGCCUUUUGAGUUGUGGCAAAAGAUGGUGGAGGAAUUGUCACAUGGUCAUUCUAUACUUGAUUCUAACAGUACUGAAUUGCUAACCUACCUCCAAAAGAUCUUAGAUGUUCUAGAAGAUAAUACAAUGAUCAAAGAGUGCUUCAUGGAUCUAAGCUUAUUUCCUGAAGAUCAAAGAAUUUCAAUUACUGCUCUCAUUGAUAUGUGGGCAGAAUUGUAUGGACUUGACAAUGACGGCAUAGAAGCAAUGGCCAUCAUCAACAAAUUAGAGUCCAUGAAUCUGGUAAAUGUCUUAAUAGCAAGGCAAAAUACAAGUGACACAGACAAUUGUUUCUACAAUAAUCAUUUCAUGGUGAUUCAUGAUCUUCUAAGAGAGCUAGCAAUUCAUCAAAGCAACCAGGAACCAAUUGAAGAAAGAAAAAGACUGAUUAUUGAGACAAAUGAAAAUAAAAGUGAAUGGGGGCUUUGCGAGAAGCAACAAGGCAUGAUGACCCGUAUAUUGUCAUUUUGUUUUAGAUAUUGUGCUAAACAGAAAUACCAGCAGAUCCCUGCUCACACAUUGUCCAUAUCAAUUGAUGAAACUUGCAAUUCAUAUUGGUCACACAUGCAACCAAAUCAAGCUAAGGUUCUGAUAUUUAAUCUUCGAACUAAUCAGUACUCUUUACCAGAGUCCAUGGAGAAAAUGAGCAAACUAAAAGUUUUGAUAGUCACAAAUUACAAUUUCCAUCUCACUGAGCUGACAAAUUUUGAGCUACUUGGCACUUUAUCCAACCUCAGAAGAAUUAGAUUGGAGAGGAUUUCUGUUCAUUCAUUUGUCACAUUGAAGACUCUUAAAAAAUUAUCCCUCUACAUGUGCAAUUUGAAUCAUGCUUUUCAAAAUGGUAUCUUCCUAAUUUCAGAUGCAUUUCCAAAUCUAGUAGAUUUGAGCAUUGACUAUUGCAAAGAUAUGGUGUUGUUGCCUAGUGGGGUGUGUGAUAUUACAACGCUAAAGAAGCUCAGUGUUACUAAUUGCCACAAGCUCUUCGCACUUCCCCAAGAAAUUGGAAAGUGGGUGAAUUUGGAACUCCUAAGGCUCAGUUCUUGUACCGAUUUGGAAGGGUUACCAGAUUCUAUCGGAAUGCUUUCAAAUCUAAGGCAUCUUGACAUCUCGAACUGUAUAAGCCUUCUUAAUUUACCAGAGGACUUUGGUAAUUUGUGUAAUCUAAGAAAUCUGUACAUGACAAGUUGUGCAAGGUGUGAAUUGCCUUCCUCAGCCGUUAAUCUUGUGAAUUUAAAGGUGGUGAUAUGUGAUGAAGAGACGGCUGCUUCAUGGGAAGGAUUCGAAUCUAUGCUUCCCAAUCUGCAGAUAGAGGUGCCUCAAGUGGAUGUUAACUUAAACUGGCUCUAUUCAGUUUGCUCCUAAGCUUCUUUCUUUAAAUUUCUAUUGGAACAGUCGUGUCACCUGUGUAGUCUUUUAAUUUCUGCUCAAUAAUCAUAUAUAUUCAUACCGUGAAUAAUAAUCUUCCUCUUGUUGUCCCUGAGACAUGUUUCUUCAAGUUGCUCAAGUAGUAUUUGUACGUUUCUUGUAAAUGCUGUGUUACUUGAAAGAGAUAGGAGAUUUCAUGUAAUCAUAGGUGUUGUGUGUUGUUUGUGAUCUCAUGGGUAGACAUACUUGGUUUAAUGAUGCCACAAAAUCAUCCAUCUUUUUUAUUUCUGGAAUUUAUUUUGUAAAAUAUGAAUGUUAUCAACUUUUUAUUUUAGC
Molecule: messenger RNA, 2610 nt
Organism: Glycine soja
Lineage: Eukaryota; Viridiplantae; Streptophyta; Magnoliopsida; Fabales; Fabaceae
Product: probable disease resistance protein At5g66900
Exons: 6
Coding region: 190-2271 (693 amino acids)
Biological process (GO): defense response to fungus
Molecular function (GO): ADP binding
Source: RefSeq, a predicted model, not a curated record